This is a messenger RNA of Nipponia nippon (crested ibis), 2093 nucleotides long. Lineage: Eukaryota; Metazoa; Chordata; Aves; Pelecaniformes; Threskiornithidae. The record is from RefSeq and is a predicted model, not a curated record.
AUGGCCUUAACGCAACCUUUAGUGCAACUGCCAGGGAAGCGACGGUUAAGACUUUCAGUGCCAAACGUCAGUGUGUAUGUUCGGUCCACAAAGAUGCAACGCAAAGAAGAAAGCAAGGUUCCCUCCACAGGUCCAGGCAAGCACGUUUCUUCUUGUGCUUCCUCCAUGCAUCUCUGCAAGACGUACUGCACCGUUGCUCUCCUCUCACCCACGUUUGAGGGACAUGGCAGGAAUCCAGGUGGCAGAUGCAGCACGUUUCUCGUGACUCGCUGGGACAAAACAGAGACUGUUGUUGGAAGGUGGUUAAAAGGGACCUACCUGGCCAUGAACUACACCCGAGCUUUGAAGCGCCCUUCGUUGCGCCUCAGGGCCUGCCAGCGCCCUCUGACAGGACCGGCCACCGGGAGCGGCCCGCAGCCUUACCGCGGGUUAAUUAAGGGAAUGCAUGCCGUCUAUACGGUUCGUAUAGGCUUCGCCCUGGGGUUAGCUGAUAAAGCACCUUUGUCGAAGAGUCUGUUAUUAGUCCCAAGUGCCAUCUCAAUUCUGUUGACUCUGCUCUUCCAACAUUAUCAGAAGUUCUUCGCAUAUAACCUACAAGCUAUAAAAGAGGAUUUUCAGAUUUGGAGGCUUGUAUGUGGGAGAACAAUAUGUCUUGAUUUGAAAGACACAUUCUGCAGCAGUCUGCUCAUUUACAACUUUAGAAUAUUUGAAAGAAGAUAUGGCAGCAGAAAAUUUUCGUCCUUUUUACUGGGUGCUUGGAUGCUCUCAGCUUUGUUUGAUCUUCUCCUUGUAGAAAUUGCUCAGUAUAUAUUUGGCAUCACCAUCAACAGCUUGCCUUCUGGUUUCUUGGGUCCUGUGUUUGCGCUGUUUGUACCAUUUUAUUGUUCCAUUCCAAGAGUGCAGGUGACACAAGUAUUAGGCCACUUUUCUAUCACAAACAAGACACUGGUCUACAUACUGGGUUUACAGCUCUUAACCUCUGGUUCCUAUAUCUGGAUUUUAGCCUUAAGUGGACUGGUUUCUGGGAUUUGCUACAAUAGCAGUAUAUUAAAAGUUCAUCGAAUUCUUCGUGUACCCAGCUGGGUAGCACGGAUAUUUUCUUGGACUCUUGAACCAAUCUUCUCAUCUGCGGAACCCACGAAUGAAAUUAGACUGGGAAUGGGAGCAACAGUUGACAUCCAGAGGCAGCAGAGAAUGGAGUUACUGGAUCGUCAAAUCAUGAUGUCUCAGGUUGCCCAAAUGAGGCGGCAAAGGCAGCAGCAGGGUGGGAUGAUUAACUGGAAUAGACUGUUUCCUCCUUUACGUCAUAGACAUAAUGCGAAUUAUCAAGAUCAUCGCCCGACUGAACAAGACACACCUCCACCUACCGAGGUUUCUGAAGAGCAGGUUGCACGACUUAUGGAAAUGGGAUUUUCCAGGGGAGACGCUCUAGAAGCUCUGAGGGCUUCAAAUAAUGACUUAAAUGUAGCCACUAAUUUUCUACUGCAGCACUGAUGGUUUUCUGUGUGAAGGAACUUUACGUGAUGGGUUUGUACACGUCUGAAAGAGGAUCAAAGCCACCUGCUGGACAGACUCACAAAGGUCGUCCCCACAAGAGCAUCAGAAAAGAGAAACUGGCUCCGCGUGACUGGUGAUUCAAAGUGAUGUUAAUGAAUGACGUGAACUGUUCCCAAGCCUUCAGAUCACUUGGUUUCUAGUCUGGUUAUCCUUUUCAAAGUAACUUUAGUUUCUACUUAUUACUGGAUAUCACCUAAAUUUAUUUUUAAAAUAAAGUAGGUGGGUUUUUUUCUUGUAAAUCCUUGUUAGACAUGUUAUCAGGCUUAAUGACUAGGAAAAGAAGCUCCAACCACCACAACAACUAGGUUUACCUGUCAAGAAAAAUCACAUUUUCUUCAUCUACCAAUCUAAUUUCUCUACCUUACAUGUACUUGAUUUUUGAUUACAGUAAUAAGAGGUUUGAAGAUCAUUUCAUUUUCAACUCAGUAAAGGGUUAUGGGACUAUUAUGUCAUUCUUCAGAAAGUUUUAUUAAUGCCUGUAAUAUUUUAUUUCUUGAAUUCCUUUUCAAAUAAAAGUUGUCAUUUAGCACAUAAUA